GCUCAGCAACCAGUUUAGCCACCACAACCACACACGCAUUCACAGCUGACCGGGUAGUGUUUGUUGCGCCGAAAUAGCCAGUUUUUUUCCAUUUUCAACAAAUUUACAGUAACCGGUCUCAAAAUGGUGUCUGUGAUUAACACUGUGGACACUGGGCACGAGGACAUGGUGCACGAUGCAAAGAUGGACUACUGCGGUCUCCGGCUGGCCACUUGCUCGUCGGAUAUGUCUGUCAAAGUCUAUGACGUGCGCAACGGCACUCAAACCUUGGUGGCCGACCUCAGAGGCCACGAAGGACCUGUCUGGCAGGUCGCCUGGGCUCACCCCAAGUUUGGCUCCAUCAUUGCCUCUUGCUCCUACGACCGAAAGGUCAUUAUUUGGAAAGAAACCAAUGAAAAGUGGGUCAAGUUCCUUGAGAAUUCCAACCACGAGUCUUCAGUUAAUUCCAUUGCCUGGGCCCCUCACGAGCACGGCCUGAUUCUAUGCUGCGGUAGCUCCGAUGGCUCAGUUUCCAUCAUCAACAGCAACACAACCAUCGCUGGACAGUGGGAAGUUAAGAAAAUUGUCCCCGCUCACACCAUUGGCUGCAAUGCUGUCAGCUGGGCGCCAGCGGAAACACCAAAUUCGCUCUUUGAUUCAAACAGCAACAAGCUUGUCAAAAGAAUAGUCACCGGAGGUUGCGACAACCUGGUCAAGAUUUGGAGAGAGGAUGGCGACCAGUGGGUAGAAGAAGCGAAAUUGGAACGCCAUUCUGACUGGGUCAGAGACGUUGCUUGGGCUCCAUCCUUAGGCAUGCCUCGCAGCUACAUCGCCAGCGGCUCUCAAGACAGGCGAGUAAUCAUCUGGAGCAAGCACGGAAACGAAGACUGGAGGCAUACUGUUCUCAACACGUUUGAUGAUGUCAUUUGGAGCGUCAGCUGGUCCCUUACGGGCAACAUCCUGGCUGUUACUGGUGGAGACAACAAAGUGACCCUUUGGAGGCGAGACCCCGUUUCUGAUGACCAGUGGACGUGUAUCAGCGAUGUGAACAAAGGUCAGGGCCAGGUGAUUGCCGGAGAGCAAAGAGCCUUGUGAGACCGGCCAAAAGGUGGAAGGAGGUCUAGAAGGAAAUGAGAGUGAAAACCUGUGCUAAUGGCUUGUUACUCAGACGUCGUUAAAAUCUUCAUUCUUCAACCAGUUAAAUAUGUAUUAUAAAUUAAAAAUUGUAUGUUUCUAAACAAAAAAAUCACGUGAAAUAGAUCCGGUUCAUGAUUAUAAAAAAUUAGUUUUUUUUCUUAAAUUUAAAUAGUUUCUCACAUUUGCAUUGUAGUUGAGAUCCUCCUACAAAAAGAUUUUCGACAGUAAUACUAUUUACAGGAUUGACAGCAAUAAAUAAUAUUCCAAUUUAAUCAGAUAAUAUUUUUAGAUACAAGAAUCCAGUAAUGAAAGUGCUUCAAAAUUGAAUUGUAUUUGAUUCAAAUGUUGUAUGAACUCAUUUAAUUUUCACUUUAAACUUCUAAAUCAUGUCUUCUUUCUAAUGUUGUAAUGUCUCUUUUAGCAAGGUGAAUCUUACGGUGAUUAAUAAAAUACCUGUAGAAAUUUUAAGGUGACGAUCACUGUAAGAUUCACCUUGCUAAAAGAGACAUUACACGAUUUUGGUCCUCCGGGCCGGAUGCACUCUUUUCAUUAAGAAGUGUAAACGUGCCAGAAUAAAUUAUAUCUUCCUUGCGUGCCGUUUACGUAUUCUUUGAAAAUGAACGCAAAUGCGCUAAAGGAAAAGUGAAGCUGGAAAUUAAGAGAAUUAGCUUGAUAAACAAGAAAUGAUUCUCUUCUGGCUACAUUGUUGUGUUAUUUUAUUGACAUCUGGUCACCACGUUUGUUCAUUAAUUAUUGAACAAGUAUUGAGUUUGGUAUCUACUUAUAGCCUUCUUAUCAACUUAAUUACCUAUCAAUUCUAUUAUUAAUUGCGAAAAUUUAUUUUAUAAUAUGCUGAAAUAGCAUAGAGAUAAUACUAUGUUACAGGAAAUACAAAAUAUUAAAAGAAAAUUAAGCUGGGUAGGGUCAUAAAAUCAAUUGAUUUUCAAUUUGCCAAAUCUAAAGAGGAUAAUUUUCGAGGACAUACUUAUGUUUGGGAAAUGAUUUUCUAAAGUCCCAUUUUUUGUAUUUUAAUGAUGGAAAGUAUAUUUUGCAGUAAAGUUUGAAUUUUGUUAAAAAUGUUGUUUUAAAAUUACUGGCGUAGAUCUAUCAAACCAUAAUAUAUGGGAAAUAUUUCUAUGGAAAAUUGUCAUCUUUCAUCAAAAAUUAUCGAAUGGUAGCCAAAAAACACUGUGAUUUUCGGACUAACAGGUGUGCUUCUCUUGUAAGAAAAUGAAAAAUUGAAUAUGUUUUUGGUGAAAAAGUCGCAGUCCUAGUGUUUCUAGAAGGAAAAUUGCUGUCCUUUCUUCUGCGAUUUUCUGGGAAAGUCGCAAAGCCCAUGCAGUGUCAGCUGGCAAUUUAAUUUCAACGACGGCCGGCCGACGUUGCAAAUCCUUUAGCUUGAACAAACAUGCAAACUGCUACUUCUUGCUACCGCAAAUAAUAUUAGUCGUAAGUCGUUGGACAACAAAACUUUUUCGCUAUCUAGCCAUGGCUGCGGGGAAAGACUUAUUGUCUCCCGUUCCCUUCCCAGCACUAGAGCAAAAAACUUGUGCUCCUCUUUGUUUCUGCGGUGAGCGGCUGAUCAGAUUUGCCGCUUGACACGGGCAUUAGCUCUCGCACUCGUUUUGAUUAAGGAUUCAGUUGAUAAAAAGUUUGGCCGGCGCGCACACUCAGUCAGGAGUGAUCAGAUAAGAACUUAAGUCGGCCCGGAUUUGCCUGAGACAAAUUGUUCGCGCUGUUAUCCUGCUCCCAUAUGUUGGUCUUUGUCUCCAUGUGCGGGCCGAUCGCCUCGCUCGGCAAUGGGAUUUUGCCGAUGCAGCCGCCGCCGCGCUCUAUCCGCCGAUUAAUCAGCAUGCAUGUGGCAGCUUGCAAUUCACUUUGCCACUCCGCGUGCGUCUGCUGCAAACUGAGCUUUUAUAAUGCUCGAUUUAACGCCGGCAGCCGUCCUGGGAAUCAUUAAACACUCUCGUGUGCUAGUUAGACCUGGAAAUGUGGUUGUUAGAUAUUUAAAGAUAGCGAAUUUUAUUCCAUUAAAAAGGGGAUCAUAUCAUUUACUCUGAUGGAGGUGAAUAAUCAGACGGAGUAUUUUAAAUGCACUUUUCAUUGCAUGCAGUCGGUCGCUCUUAACUUACAAGGGGAAUGCAUCUUCCAUUUGAUCGGAAAAAUAUGAUGUUUUCCGCUAAGAUGCAAUAUAGAGUGUUUGAUAAAAGUUGACAAUUUUCCAACGGAAUAGAAAUGGGGAUCGCUAGAUCCACGCCUCCGUAAUUUUAGGAAAUUUCUAGCUGCCACAAUUUAUUUGAAAAGUGAUCGCAUUUCAAUAAACUUUACAAUUUUGGAAUCUGCUCGGCAAGAAAAAUUCAAUAAUGUGCAAUUUUUGUUCUUUUACAAAAGGGUUCAUGAUUAUUUUUUUUUUCAAAAAUUUCCAAAUGAAAAUAGCAUGCAGAAAUGUAUUGGCUUGUAGCAGCAGAGCGUAAUUUUUUCUAAGAUAGUUCUCGUAUAAAAUAUGCUUUUAUUUCAGCUAUAUUACAAUUUUUUGCGUGCUGUAUAGAUCUUGCUGGUAAAUACAAAUCAAUUUUUCAAACGGCUGCAAUUCUUGUUUGAAUAAAAUGAUUUUGAAAUGUAAGAAAUUUUAAAAUAAAUUAGAGAUAGUAUUCGGGCUUGGGAUCUAUUCUAAGAAAUUAUUGAUUGAG
Cloeon dipterum is the source of this 3806-nucleotide messenger RNA. RefSeq names its product secretory 13 (gene Sec13). Lineage: Eukaryota; Metazoa; Arthropoda; Insecta; Ephemeroptera; Baetidae. Gene Ontology annotation, biological process: COPII-coated vesicle budding; positive regulation of TOR signaling; protein import into nucleus. Gene Ontology annotation, molecular function: structural molecule activity; protein binding. The record is from RefSeq and is a predicted model, not a curated record. The transcript is spliced from 7 exons. The coding region runs from base 124 to 1074 and encodes 316 amino acids. Gene Ontology annotation, cellular component: COPII vesicle coat; nuclear pore outer ring.